Episyrphus balteatus (marmalade hoverfly) is the source of this 5383-nucleotide messenger RNA. It is a transcript of the gene Cap-G, whose product is annotated as condensin complex subunit 3. The record is from RefSeq and is a predicted model, not a curated record. The transcript is spliced from 17 exons. The coding region runs from base 252 to 5306 and encodes 1684 amino acids. Gene Ontology annotation, cellular component: cytoplasm; condensed chromosome; condensin complex. Gene Ontology annotation, biological process: mitotic chromosome condensation. Lineage: Eukaryota; Metazoa; Arthropoda; Insecta; Diptera; Syrphidae.
AAAAUAAUUUUUUUUUUUUUAAUUUCUUGUAAGAUUUGACAAACAAGCUAAUAAUUUGUGUUUUUCUUUUUUCAUAAAAAUAUAUAAAUUUUUAUUUAACUAAUUCUUAUAUGUGACACUUUUUUAGUUUGUUUAUUACAAAAAUAUACAAAUGCACAAUUAAAAAAAAAAGUGCAAUAGUUUCGAGUGCGAGUGAGGAAAAAUAGAAAAAAAGAAAUUUUGGAAAUUGCGAAGAAAAUCGAGCGACGCAAAUGAAAAUGCCUCGCAAACGGAAAGUGCCCGUUCCUGCUGUAAUCGAGGAAGAAAAAGAAAAUGAAUCCCAACUCACAGAAGUCUCCCAGAAUUCGACAGUGCAUCAUGGACCAAUGUAUGCAAUUAUGUCCAAUGUCCAACUAAAUGAGACCUUUCACAAGAAAUAUAUUCGUGAAAUGAGUCAAUUGUAUGAGAAAAUGGAUCAUGAGAUUUUUAUGUUUACAUUCAUCAAAAUGGUCAAAUCGGCUAUGGAAGGAGAGGAAACAAACGAAUAUGCUUACACUACUUUGUUGUUUUGUGCAAAGUUUGUUGCUUCUUAUGAUGUCGAUGAUACGCAUCCUGUUUUGGUGGAUACUUGUCGGUGGUUAUUGACGACCAUAAGUCAGAAUCCCCACAUACGUUUCCGCCUAUGUCAGUUUGUGAAUAUGAUUCUAAACGCAUUGGGUGUGGAAGCAGCUCUUGAUGAUGCAAUUUGUGAUGGUAUCAUGGAAUAUAUGUUGAGACGUUUGCGUGAUAUCAAUCCCAAUGUAAGGGUUCAAGCAAUAUUGGCAUUGCAGCGAUUACAAUGUCCGGACAAUCCGGACGAUGUUGUUCUUCGUGUUUAUCAAUUUCAUUUGUGUUCCGAUCCCUCGCCGAGAGUCCGUCAAGCUGUGGUAACUUCUAUGGGAAGAAAUUACAAUACAAUUCCAUAUAUUUUGGAUCGUUUGUGGGACAUUGAUGAAAAAGUCCGUCGACACACUUAUUUGCAUAUGAGUGGAUACCCAGUUAAAGCAUACAAGGUAUCCCAACGUUUACAGUUGCUUGAGCAGGGUCUCAAUGAUCGAUCGGAAAUGGUUAAAAAAGUUGUUACAACUAUUAUGCUACCACAAUGGUUGGAAUCUUACAACAAGAAUUACAUUCUAUUUGUUUCCGCUUUGAAGCUUGAUGCUAGCGAAGCAGAAGUUGAAAGAUUUCUUAAAAUCGCUAAAGUUGCUUUACAUGAAAUCUUUAAAAGACAAAAGAUUGAAGACCUUGUAAAUUGUGUUCCUCUAGAUGAGGAUGGUGAAUUCCAUAAGUGUGUUCCACAUGAUAAACUAUCAAUGGAAGUUACAUUGUAUUGGCAGUGCCUUAUUGAACAUUUGUCAGUUACAAUGGCUGAUGAAUUGGAUUCAAUUAUUCCUGAAUUAAGUACAUUUUGUGCAUAUGUUUUGAAAUUUUGUGAAGCUCAAAAAUCCGCAACAGAUAAAUUUAUGAAAAUGGAAUUUCAAUACGUCCUUCUAUCUUUGUUAGAGAUUCUCUAUCUCUACGAUUUGGGUGAUGAAAUUGGUCGUGAAAACUUUAAAAAAUUAAUCAGCACAAUUUUAAAGACCAAUGAUUUGGAAGAAAAGCUAAUUGAAAUCAUUAUCAAAUGUGCAGAGAAUUUAAUAACAGAUCAUAAUACUCGACUGCAGUUCUUUGUUGAAAUAAUUGAAGAAAUCACCCAUAUGAGUUCAUUUAAAAAUGACACUCUCAUCAAUGAUCGUGUUCUUAUCGAUCAACUUCUUGAAAAACAUCCCGAUAAGGAUCUCAAAUUAAAAUUAUCUUCAUUGAAAGUUAAAAUCUUGGAUCUCGAAGAAGAAGAAAUGAAUUUUGUUGAAAUGAAAGAUUAUGUGCAAGCUCAUCGUAUAACUGAAGAGAAAAAUGCAUGCACAGAAGAGUAUACAAAUCUAUUGAAACCAUUGCUAGAAAAGCAUUCAGAGACUAUUGCAUCCGAAGAUACAAGUGGUCAAUCGAGUUCGCUAUCAUCAUGCUUUCAGCGAAAUAAAAAAGUAACAUCUGAGACGAUACUUAAAAGUUUGCAAAUAGCAUUUUAUAUGGUCGUAUCGAAGAAUGUUCGAUCUUUGACUCCAAAUGUCUGUAAGCUUUAUAAUGAAUUCAUUGGUCGUCAUAUUGCUUCUAAUCAAAUUGCCAUCAGAGAUUGGGCUCUGAAAUGCGGAACAGCCUAUAGCAUGCUAUACGAAGCUCUGGCAAAAGAGAUAUACGAAGUUCUUUAUGCCCAAUUCUUUAAGAAUCACAAUAUUCGCAUUUGGAAGACUUCAAUUACUUGUAUAUUUGAGCUCCUGGAUCGGUACGGAUGUUCGAGUUUUAACGUUGAAGAGCGUCAAAGUAAAAAUAAACGCAAUGGAAGACAACUGUACAACACAUUGGAGUUUUUGGAUGCCGACGAUGAUAGCAGUGUGUGGUCAUCAGGGCAAGCUGUGGAUAUAAUAUUUAUGAUGUCGCAUUUUUUGGAUACUUGCGACGAUGUUUGUAUUAUAAGUGCAAUUGUGAAUGGCUUCUGUCGUCUAGUUUUACAUGAUCAUAUCAAGAAUUCCGAAAUCCUAGAGAAGUUACUUUUACGCUAUUUUAAUCCAUCAACAGAUCCUGAAAUAAAUCAAAUUCUUGGUGUUUUUCUUGAGAGUUUAAUACAACGUAAAAAACAAGAAUAUCUCCAUCCGUGCCUUUUGCCAACAGUUUCACAAGUAAUAAGUGCUCCAUAUGAAAGUCCUUUACAUGAAAUCAAACCAGAAACUGUAUUGCGUUUUGUUAUUGAUGCAACACGUCCAGAAUUUUGUGCACCCGCAGCAAAUAUUCAUAAUACAUUGGCAUUGUCAUUUUUGCAAGAAAUGCAAAAUAAUAUUGCCAAUAAGGAUUUGUGUAAGAUUUUGUCGAAAGAAUUGUUAACAUUGGAAAUGUGUGUACAGGAUGAUCAAGCAUUAAAGGAUGAACUUAAGGGCAUAGCCGAAAAGUUGAUAAAUUGUGAAUUUGAUUCCAAAACCUUGAAGAAUAUAAUUGAUUUUAAAGAUAUGCUGGAUGGUAAAUUUAAUCCACCUUUGUUGCCAACGAAUCCUGAUGGUUCUGAUGAUGAGGAUAAAACGGAUGAUGAAAAUGCUAGUGCUGCUACAACGGAGAGAGAUUAUGGAAAAGUUAUAUCAAAUGUAACUCUUCCAAAUCGACUCGUACCAGUGAUAGAAGAAGAAGACACUGAAGCAUCGCAAAUUCCAGAGACAAGUAAUUUCCAGGUUGAAAAUGAGAAUUCUGUGGAUAAGGAAAAAACGAUAGAGCCUGCAAAAACAGCAGAUAAACGAAAAUCCGAUUCAAAGAGAAAAGAAUCUCCUGAAAAGAAAAAAUCUCCUGAAAAGAAGAAAUCUCCUGAAAAGAAGAGUGGUCAAUCAAAAAGGAAAAAGACUAAAAAAGCUAUAGAAUCUGAAAAAGAAAAGGAUCCCGAACCAUUAGCUGAACCGCCGCCUUCACCGAAGGCGACCCAAGUUGAUCCUUCUCCUCAAACACCUGUACCAGUUGAAACGAUUGCUCCUUCAACUCCGACGGUGGCGGCGAGAGUUUCAACAACACCAAGUACCCCUCUUAAUAUUAUUCGUCCUUUGACAACACCAACAACCUUUGGACGAGAAAACUCAACUGGAUUGAGAUAUCUACGCAAGUCAAUGAAUUCUGCGCGUCAAAAUACACAUCCCGAGGAUGCACCAUCACCUAAAAUUCGCAUUGAGGCUCGUAUCGAUACAAUCGUUUCACCACGAAAAGUGCUAGAAUCCCCAGUUCAACCCACAAGAUCGACGAGACAAAAACUUCGUGCUGUCACAAAUGCAACAAAUUCUGCAGCAGAAGAUGAAGAACAAUCAAAAAGUAAAAAGGUACAAUCGGCAAAAAAUAAAAAGAAAGAUGCACCGGCUGCAACAUCGACUCGAAAGUUGACUAGAAAGCAGGCACAAAAAGAAAAGGAGCCAUCACCAGCUCCAGAUAGUGAUGAUUCGGAAGAGAUUCCUCCAUCACCGACAUCUUCCGCUGUUACUGAUACAACAACUGAAAUAAGAAGUUCUACGAGAAGAUUUAAUCGAACUCUUCGUUUUGAUCAUAUCAAAAACAGUACACCUGGUCAAAAAACAACUCGAUCGAAUCGCAAUAAUACCCUAGCUUCUAACAAAGAACAAACAACAGAACCAACGACAAGAAACACACGUAAGAGACCGAUAUCACCAAACUCGCCAAAAAGUUUAAAUGAAGGAGGUAAAGAAUUCGCAUCUCCUUUACGCAAACAAUCAAAGACGAGUCUUCAUCUUUCAGAAAACACAACAAAAGAAGCGACAAAAAGAACACAACCAACAACAACAACAGAGUCUACAGCAACAGAAUCAACAUCAACAGAAUCAACAGCUACAGAAUCAGAUAACAACACCAAGGCAAAACCACAAACACCAAUAAUCAAUAAAUUGCGAGCGAAGAAUUCCAAUGUUCCAGAAAAGCCCGCUGACCAAAAACGGAUCACUCGGAAAACACAAAAGAAACCGAAUAGUCCAUCGAGUAAAGAAAAUGAACCAAAGAGUCCAUCCAAGUCGACGAUUGCAUCACCAACAUCAAGUGAUUUAUCUUCAUUGUCAUCCAGUGAGAGUGAAAACGAAGAAGCUCCUUCGAAAACUCCUAAAAACAAAGAGAGGUCUAACUUUGGAGUUACAAAAUCUACCCAGAAGAGAUUAAUGAGUAGUAAAAACCCAGCUCUUAAAAUUCGUCGUUCAAACGUUUCGGCUUCGGCUAGUCGUGUCAAUACAAGAAACUCGGCACGAAAAGAUCGCCAAAACAACAUGAUAAUGACGCGCAAACGUUUGUCUUUGGAAAGUGUGCGAAGUCCGAAGGCGAAUGGACCUUUAUUCGCAUCUCCGAAGACAAAAGCUAAAAAGAAAACCACAUCAACUGUUGUGGCACCAUCGCAACCCAAAGUCAGUAAAAUUCCAGUGAAUAUAGCGCUGCGCUCAAACAAAUCAAAUGCGAAUUUGAAUUUGAACAAAUCGAAAACAUUGACGACUGAUUCUGUGCAUUCCAACAGUGAAUCCAGCAUAGAAUCAGAUGAAGAGUCAGAUGAUAAAUGGGAGAAUGUCAGUACGAAAAAAUCACAACCACAAUCUAAGGCAAUAGUUCAGCAGCAACGUAAUACAUCAUCAUCGUCACUAGCCGCUCAGCGACCAAGAAGUUUAUCAAGGAUAGCAAGGAGUACAACACGCAUAAUAGCUGCCAGAGCAAUGCUCCGAAAAAGACAUAUGUGACGAUUCCAUAAACCCCUUCGGGAUUUUCAUUUCAUUUAUUAUUAAAAAUAUUUAAACUAUUUUUUUUUGCAUCCAUA